AUGGCUAUUGGACACUUGAGAUAUUCGACCGCUGGUUCUUCCAUGUUGAAAAAUGUGCAGCCUUUUGUUGUUGGUUAUAGGUUUACGUCUGUUGGGGUUGCACACAAUGGGAAUUUGGUGAACUAUACAGCUUUGAGACAUAUUCUCAAAGAUAAUGGUUCGAUUUUUAAUACUAGUUCUGAUACUGAGGUUGUGCUUCAUUUGAUUGCUAUUUCCAAGGUCAGUCCUUUCUUUUUGAGGAUUGUUGAUACUUGUGAGAAGCUUGAAGGGGCUUAUUCGAUGGUGUUUGUGACCGAGGAUAAGCUAGUUGCGGUCCGCGAUUCCCAUGGAUUUAGGCCUUUGGUUAUGGGUAGGAGGAGUAAUGGUGCUGUUGUGUUUGCUUCCGAGACCUGUGCUCUUGAUUUGAUCGAGGCAACAUAUGAGCGAGAGGUGAAUCAUGGUGAAGUUCUGGUGGUGGAUAAGAAGGAUGCGGUUCAGUCCCUUUGCUUGCUGCCUCACCCUGAUGCGAAACAAUGCAUUUUUGAGCAUAUCUACUUUGCUUUGCCUAACUCUGUUGUCUUUGGAAGGUCGGUUUAUGAGUCACGACAUGCUUUUGGAGAAAUACUUGCGAUUGAGGCUCCGGUCGACUGUGAUGUUGUGAUUGCUGUGCCGGAUUCCGGAGUGGUGGCUGCUCUUGGUUAUGCAGCCAAAGCAGGGGUGCCUUUUCAGCAAGGGUUGAUCAGGUCACACUAUGUGGGAAGGACUUUCAUCGAGCCUUCGCAGAAGAUUAGGGACUUUGGUGUUAAGCUUAAGCUUUCACCGGUUCGAGGUGUGUUGGAAGGUAAAAGAGUUGUGGUUGUUGAUGACUCGAUCGUGAGAGGAACCACAUCAUCAAAAAUCGUUAGGUUGCUCAAGGAAGCAGGGGCUAAAGAAGUUCACAUGAGGAUCGCAAGCCCACCGUUUAUCGCCUCUUUCUAUUACGGAGUGGACUCACCGAGCUCAGAGGAGUUGAUAUCGAAUCAAAUGAGUGUGGAGGAGAUUCGAGAGUUCAUCGGAUGUGAUUCUCUCGCUUUCCUUCCAUUCGAUAGCUUGAAGAAGAUGCUGGCUAGUGAUUCUCAAACCUUCUGCUAAUCUUGCUUCUCCGGGAAGUACCCGGUUAUGCCAAAGGAGGUUAAAGUGAAAAAAGUCGGUAAUUUCUUGGAUGAUGGAUUGAACGUUUCUAUAGAUUCUAUUGAUGGAGGAUGAGUUAAAGGUCCAAAAAAUAUCAAUAUCGAGAAAGAAAUCGAUCCAAUGUAUCAACAGAGCAAGAUUUAGC
Hibiscus syriacus is the source of this 1294-nucleotide messenger RNA. Its product is annotated as amidophosphoribosyltransferase 2, chloroplastic-like. Gene Ontology annotation, biological process: purine nucleobase biosynthetic process; purine nucleotide biosynthetic process. The record is from RefSeq and is a predicted model, not a curated record. The coding region runs from base 1 to 1110 and encodes 369 amino acids. Gene Ontology annotation, molecular function: amidophosphoribosyltransferase activity. Gene Ontology annotation, cellular component: cytoplasm. Lineage: Eukaryota; Viridiplantae; Streptophyta; Magnoliopsida; Malvales; Malvaceae. The transcript is spliced from 2 exons.